Molecule: messenger RNA, 839 nt
Organism: Alosa sapidissima (American shad)
Lineage: Eukaryota; Metazoa; Chordata; Actinopteri; Clupeiformes; Clupeidae
Gene: c11h11orf58
Product: chromosome 11 C11orf58 homolog
Exons: 5
Coding region: 163-687 (174 amino acids)
Source: RefSeq, a predicted model, not a curated record
UUCAACUUGCUGCUGAACCGGAAUAAUAGAAUGUUGUAAAUUGUACUGUGCCCAUCACAACAAAUCUGAGAGGACCCAAUGAAAUAACGUUAGCAGCCUUCUGUUAGACGGGGAAAAUUGUCAUGUUUAGAUUAAUCUAGAGUGGAUUCAAGCAGGGAAAAAAUGACUUCUUCACAAGAUCGACAAGGGACAAAGAGACCUGCAUCCUCUGAUGAUGAUGCAGGGGGAACUUGGGCAGCUGCAGACCUAGGCACCAAUGAGAGAAAACAGAAGUUUCUGCGACUGAUGGGUGCUGGGAAGAAAGAACACACUGGACGGCUUGUCAUUGGAGAUCACAGGUCUACGUCUCACAUCCGUUCUGGGAACGAAGAUCAGAAGAUGAACUCGGAGCUAGAACAACAGUACCAGCAGGGCCUGGACGGGGUGCUGUCAGGACGUAAUCGCAGGCACUGCGGCUUAGGAUUCAGUGAGCCUGACCCUCCUCCAGUGGACCCGAGUCCUGCUGAGACAGAGAAGCCCAGUAGCCCCACGCCCUCCACAGACCCCUCGGAGCCGCCUGAGCCCAGAGAUGAGAGUCCCCCUCCCACCUCAGAGAGCAGCCAGGAGGAGUCUGAGGAAGACGGAGACACCAAGAAAAACGACGACAAGAAAAACAGCUUCAAAAUGACAUUUGUCAAGUCGUCUUAAAGCAGAGUGAGAGUGAGUUUUUCAUGUGAAAUAACUGACUUUCAAUUGUGUUUAAUGUUUCCUUAGAUGUCCAUUAUGAUUUGUUUGUAAAAAUUAUUUUGUUUUGUUUGACUUUUUUAAAACGACAUUCAUAAAGUUGAAGGGUACGGAAA